UCCAGUGCAGUGUUCGGGCAGCGCACUUCCUCCUCGCUAACAGGCUAACGACGUUUAAAUCGGGGUUUUAAAAGUGUUUUUAUUAUUAUUAUUAUUAUUAUUAUUAGUGUUUUUAACUCUGCGAUUGGAAAGUUGAUGUGUUUUUGUUUCUCAUAUCGAAAGGAUUUUAUUAUCGACAUCACAGUUAUUGUAGAGUUAUCAGAGCUGCUGUUUGUGUUCAGUCUGGAGAUCUGUUGUUUUUAUCUGUUGGAGUUUUUAUUUCCGACAUGUGGAGCUACACACUGCUGUUUGUGCUGCAGAUCUUCAGCUUUGCUCCCACUGUAUCCGGUGAUGUUUCUGUAACGGCCAAACUUCAUCACCCCGUUACCCUCACCUGUAACUCCAGAUGUUCUGGUGUACUCAAAUGGAUUAAGUUUCAUAAACCAGGUAGUGUUCUGGCUCGGUGUGAUCAGACCUCCUGCAGGUCAGAGGAGGGAUUUAACAUCUCUCAUGAUCAGUACCUGAAGGGGAAUCCACAUCUCACCAUCACUGCAGCUGAUUACAGUGCGAGAAGAUUGUACACGUGUCUGUGUGACAAUAAGGUCGUCUGUAACGUGCGUCUCCUCAUCGAGCCUCUAGAGAUGACCCAUGUGAUUGCCCCAGGUGAACCCAUAGAGGUGUUCUUACCCCACACUGACCUGGUGGAUGUGAGUUUUACUGCCAGUGAUGCUGUACAACCAUCAAACCUGCAGAUCUGCAGCGUGGACAAGGAGAAGAUCCAGUGCAGUCCAGAUUAUAAAGAGAGAGCGUCUCUCCUCAACACUCUUCAGAUUAAAGAUGGAGACGUCUCUGACUGUGGGAACUACACAGUACAGGAUAUAGUGAAUGAUGAGACUUUAGCCAUCGUAACAGUCCAUGUGAGAGAGCCGUCUCCAGACAUCAAGCCGUGUCCAGACAUUAAGCAGCAGGAAGGUGUACCAGUGUGGGGGAUUGUACUGAUACUGAUGGUACUGCUGCUUGUAUCUGUGCUUGUGGUUGUAUCUGUGAUGUAUGUGCGUCUGAGGAGAGAAGUUCAUCAGCUCCGUGAGAAUGCUGAGAACAGCAGACUCGCUCUCCUCCAGCAGAAUGGAAACGGUAACCAUCCAGGAGAAGAGUCGAAUUUAAAGAACCCUUAGGCCAGGUCCAGAGUGUAUGAUAAGAUAAUUAAUCAGAGUGUAGAUGAGCCACGUCGUAUAAAACUAUUGACGGCAUUACUCAUGUUACACUCCAUCCACUGCCAGCCCGUGCAGAAUACAAUUCACUUUAAUCUAUUAAAGUUUUCAGUAAGACAGUCCGUCUGUAGGGGCAAGAAAAAGUAUGUGAACCCUGUGGAAUUUCAUGGUUUUCUGCAUAAAUUGGUCAUAAAAUGUGAUCUGAUCUUCAUCUAAGUCAGGGGUAUUGACCAAUAUAAUGUGUCUAAAAUAAUAACACAAAAAAUUCUGAUCCCUCAUGUCUUUAUUGAACACGCUCAUUAACAUUCAAAAUGGCAGUGGAAAAAGUAAGUGAACCCUUAGAAUUAAUAACUGGUUGACCCCCCGCUUGGCAGCAAUAACCUCAACCAGGCGCUUCCUGUAGCGGUGGAUCAGACCUACACAUCGUUCAGGAGGAGUUUUAUCCCGUUCUUCCUGCAGAACUGCUUUAGCUCGGUCAUAUUCUUUGGACGUCUCGUGUGUACAGCUCUCUUCAAGUCAUUCCAUAGCAUCUUUAUUGGGUAGAGGUCUGGGCUCUGACUCCGCCCCUCCAAAGGCGGAUUUUGUUUUUCUGAAGCCGUUCUGUUGUGGACUUGCUCCGGUGUUUUGGGUCAUUGUCCUGUUGCGUCACCCAACUUCUACACAGUUUCAGCUGACGCACAGACUUUCUCACAUUAUCCUGAAGAAUUGUCUGAUAUACUCGGGAAUUCAUCUCCCCUCAGUGACUGCAAGCUGGCCGGGCCCUGAUGCAGCAGAGCAGGCCCAGAUCAUGAUGUUUCCUCCCCGUACUUUACGGUUGGGAUGAUGAUGAUGUUUUCAUGAUGAUAGGUCGUGUCCUUUUUACUCCAGAUGUAGUGCUGUGUGCUUUUUCCAAAUAUUUCAGUCUUGGUUUCAUCAGUCAUCUUUUCAUCUUUUUUCCUUGUACAUUUGUAGGUCAUUAGUGUUUUAUUUUUAUUCACAGCAUGUUAUACAGCAUUAUACAGUAUACUGUGUUUUGUAAAUUUUGUAUUUUGUGUAAAAGAUUUAAAGUUUUAUAAAAAUAAAGCAUAUAUAAUAAUAAUAAUAAUAAUAAUAAUAAUAAUAAAAAUAAAGCGUUUAUGCUUCUGAAAGUU
Molecule: messenger RNA, 2320 nt
Organism: Ictalurus punctatus (channel catfish)
Lineage: Eukaryota; Metazoa; Chordata; Actinopteri; Siluriformes; Ictaluridae
Exons: 5
Coding region: 267-1154 (295 amino acids)
Source: RefSeq, a predicted model, not a curated record